GAGCCACGGACAAGACGUGCCAAAAUAGCGCGCAUGAUGCCAUGGAUUGGUUUUGGUAUUGGUGUCAUCAUGACAGCGCUGGGCGCUUACUGGGGAUAUUCAGAGGUGGAUCAGCACAAGUUCUCGAAAGUCAUCUGGUACGAGGAUUUCUCUAGCAAUGUGCUGGAUUUGCAAAAUGACUUCAACCGCGAUGUGGCCGUCGAUGGAUGGGGAGCAGAUUCACUCGAUUGGACGACCGACUCUGAUGACAACUCGUUUGUCAAGAACGGCAAGCUAUAUAUUCGACCAACAAUCACGCCACCUGAAGCCAACGUCGAGGGCUAUUUCCGAAAUCUGACGGCAGAAGGUAUUUGCUCCAAGUCGUAUAGUGAAUCAGCCUGUGUGACGCGCAGAAAUACAACAAAGGGACAAUAUGUCAACCCCGUGCAGUCUGGUCGUCUGACGACCAAAGGCAAACAUUUCUUCAAGUAUGGCCGGGUGGAAGUCAAUGCUAAAUUGCCCUUGGGCUCAUGGCUCUGGUCCGCCAUUUGGUUGCUGCCUGAGCAAUCAGGUGUCGACAAGUACGGUCCUUGGCCUGCAUCUGGAGAGAUUGAUAUUGUCGAGUCACGAGGUAAUCCGCCUGGCUUUCCAGGUGGUGGCCGUGAUACGAUCCAAUCUUCUGUGCACAUUGGUCCGGUUGGCAAAUGGGGUAAUGCAUACGCAGACUCUAACUAUGACACACAUCCUGUCGUUCCCAUUCCAAUGGCUGAUUUGAGUAAGGAGUAUCACACCUACGGGUGUGACAUCACGCCACAAGGCAUCAGUGUCUGGAUUGACGAGCCCAUCUACACAACCAUGGUAUACAAAUUCGAAAAGUCUCCCUUUGUGCAGUGGGGUCUUCCCAACAAUGGCCCAGAUGGCGAGCCGUUUGCUAACCCUUGGCAAGUCUCUCCACUCAAAGCAGCACCCUUUGAUGAGCCAUUCCACUUGAUUCUCAACGUUGCCUUUGCAGGUGUUCCUGGAUAUUUUACCUCUGACGAGAGUGCCAAUUACGGUAACUCUGCAACGCCAUGGAUUGCAUUCAAGCAAAUGUGGGAGAGUUAUCCCAAAUGGAUGAGUGAUUGGGGAGAUGAGGAUGAGCGAUCUAUGGUGAUUGACUGGAUCAAGAUG
Protomyces lactucae-debilis is the source of this 1149-nucleotide messenger RNA. Its product is annotated as concanavalin A-like lectin/glucanase domain-containing protein. The annotation marks the transcript as partial. Lineage: Eukaryota; Fungi; Ascomycota; Taphrinomycetes; Taphrinales; Protomycetaceae. The record is from RefSeq and is a predicted model, not a curated record. Gene Ontology annotation, biological process: carbohydrate metabolic process. Gene Ontology annotation, molecular function: hydrolase activity, hydrolyzing O-glycosyl compounds. The transcript has a single exon.